GGUGCCUGACGAGGAGGGCAGGAGAGGCCAAGCAGCCUGCCGGUUCAGUCCGGCGGUUGCGCUGCUGCUCCGCACGCCCGGUGUUUUUAGCACUUGGAGAUAAUCCGUGUCCCCCGGCCGCGGGGCGGCGGUGGGCGACUGGCCCUGGCAGCGGGGCUGGUGGGAACGGGAGAAAGAGCGAUCGAGCGAGCCCGUUAUUCGCCGCUCGGCGCAGGCAGCGUCCCGGCCGCCCGCGCCUCUGCCAAGGGGCGGCCCCACACGCUGCCGGGCCUCGCCGCCAUCUUGGCCGCUGCCCCGGGAGCGGGCCGCACCGGGUCGGGGGAGAAAAUGAUCCACAGCCUGUUUCUUAUAAACUGCUCUGGUGAUAUAUUCUUGGAGAAGCACUGGAAGAGUGUUGUGAGCCAGUCUGUGUGUGAUUAUUUCUUUGAAGCUCAGGAGAAAGCAAUCGAUGUUGAGAAUGUGCCGCCUGUCAUCUCAACACCACAUCACUACCUCAUCAGCAUCUACCGGGACAAAAUCUUCUUUGUGUCUGUCAUACAGACAGAAGUGCCACCACUCUUUGUGAUUGAAUUUCUGCACCGAGUAGCUGAUACUUUCCAGGAUUACUUUGGUGAAUGUUCAGAGACUGCAAUUAAGGACAACGUAGUUAUUGUGUAUGAACUUCUAGAAGAAAUGUUAGACAAUGGUUUUCCACUGGCAACAGAAUCUAACAUACUGAAGGAACUGAUUAAGCCGCCUACAAUUUUGCGCUCCGUUGUCAACUCCAUCACAGGUAGUAGCAAUGUAGGUGACACACUUCCCACUGGACAGUUGUCCAACAUUCCUUGGCGCAGAGCAGGAGUGAAAUACACAAACAACGAAGCCUAUUUUGAUGUCAUUGAAGAAAUUGAUGCGAUUAUAGACAAAUCAGGUUCCACAGUCUUUGCAGAAAUCCAAGGUGUUAUUGACUCAUGUAUUAAGCUCUCAGGAAUGCCAGAUCUUUCUCUUUCUUUCAUGAACCCGCGGCUUCUGGAUGACGUCAGCUUCCACCCGUGUAUUCGCUUCAAGCGCUGGGAGUCUGAGAGGGUCCUUUCAUUUAUUCCUCCUGAUGGCAACUUCAGAUUGAUCUCUUACCGUGUCAGUUCACAGAACUUGGUGGCGAUUCCUGUGUACGUGAAACACGUGAUCAGCUUUAAGGAAAGCAGUUCUUCAGGAAGAUUUGAUGUUACCAUUGGACCAAAACAGAAUAUGGGGAAAACAGUGGAAGGAGUUGUCAUGACAGUUCACAUGCCAAAGGCUGUGCUUAAUAUGAACCUCAGUGCUACACAAGGCAGCUACACAUUUGACCCAGUUACUAAAGUAUUAACCUGGGAUGUCGGCAAAAUUACUCCUCAAAAGCUACCAAACCUAAAGGGCAUAGUGAACCUGCAGUCUGGAGCCCCCAAGCCGGAGGAGAAUCCAAGUUUAAACAUCCAGUUUAAGAUACAACAGCUUGCAAUUUCUGGACUGAAAGUGAACCGCCUAGACAUGUACGGAGAGAAGUACAAGCCUUUUAAAGGGGUCAAAUACAUAACUAAAGCAGGAAAGUUUCAAGUCAGGACAUGAGAGGAUGCUCUACACCAAGAGGAGACUCCCCUUUGAAAAAACCCUUGACUGCUUAGUGACUUACGUUGCUAUCAAAUAGGUGCCAAUUAACUGACACCGAUUAGUUCGGGAUCAAAUCAUUUGUGCACAGCAGCUUAUAAAAUGAAAGCAUAGCUUAGUUUUUUCUUAAUACAGCUUUAAAAUAAGGUACUUUUUUUCGAGUACACCUUCACUUUUUUUACUGGAUUGUUGUGAAUUGGUGGGGAAUAGUUUGAUAUACGUGACCCAUAAAAUCACGCUGUCAUAAAGACUACACUGCCAGUCAGAUACCAAAGCCCAGAGGCCAAGCACACUAUGAAGGUCAGACAGGCCACUGGAAAAGUCUUGUGGUGACAUGUUUUGCUGCUGCAGCUGCCUGCAAAGAAAGCUCAGCUAUCCUCACAGCCCACAGCAAACCGGCAUUCCACAAAGCACCAUGUCAUCCCUUCAGAAAUAGACAGCAAAGUGAGAGGGGCAGGGGUCCCGCAGGGGCCUGGGACAUAGCAAGCACUGCUCCUGAGAAAGAGCUUCUGGUGAAGAAAAUAAACACACAAUUUCCUUGUUUACAAGAAAUUGCCUUUAAGAAGCAUUUGCCUUAAUCAGCUGUCAUUGGUGCCAUCUGCCGAUGGGCUGAUAAAACAAAGCAUUCUGCAUUCAAUCUGGGAGGUGAUUGUUGCUUCAGUAAUCCACUUUCUUCCAUUCAAUCCAAUCAUUGCCGUCUCCUUUUUUAAACAAGACUGUUGCAGAGAGUAAGAUAUUUCUCAUGUGAAGCCUUUGAUUUGAUUUAGAUGCUCCACUUGUUCGAAGUGGACACCACCAGGUUUGUGCCACGUGUACAUGGGAGUGUAGCUUUUUAGAUAGCACAAUAGAAGCGUCGUGUUUAAUAGUUGUGGCUUUAAUGUCUUGAAAUAAAGGGAACUCCGCUGCAAGUACAUCUGUGAAAUGCUGGUGACACUGUAAACCAUUCACAGUGCUUGUAGGCAGGAGGCAUCUGAUACACAAGUAA
This is a messenger RNA of Pogoniulus pusillus (Red-fronted tinkerbird), 2608 nucleotides long. It is a transcript of the gene AP3M1, whose product is annotated as adaptor related protein complex 3 subunit mu 1. Gene Ontology annotation, biological process: intracellular protein transport; endocytosis. Bases 328 to 1584 code for a protein of 418 amino acids. Lineage: Eukaryota; Metazoa; Chordata; Aves; Piciformes; Lybiidae. Gene Ontology annotation, cellular component: cytoplasmic vesicle; clathrin adaptor complex. The transcript has 9 exons. The record is from RefSeq and is a predicted model, not a curated record.